GAGUCAGAGUGACUUAUAACACUUCAGCCAAGUUGGCUGUUCGAAGGCGUAACCAGACAAGAUGGCGUGGAAUUCACCCAAAGUUGGCAUUCUCGGAGGUGGACAAUUAGGUCGCAUGCUCACAGAGGCAGCCAAUCGACUGAAUAUCGAAGUACAUGUAUUAGACGCCGAGAAUGCGCCAGCAAAACAGAUAAGCGCACAUGGCAACCAUACAGUUGGGCAUUUCAACAAUCAGCAAUCGGUGCAAGAACUCGCCAAGAAUUGUGAUGUGGUGACUGCUGAGAUUGAACAUGUCAAUACUUAUGCGCUUGAAGCUGUUGCUUCGCAGGUCAAGGUUGAGCCGUCAUGGCAGUCCAUUCGGAUCAUUCAGAACAAAUAUGAUCAGAAGAAACAUUUGUCGAAAUAUGAUAUCCCCAUGGCGGAUUAUCGGGAGCUUGUUGAGAAUACGCCAGAGGAGCUGGCUAAAGUUGGUGAACUGUUAGGAUAUCCAAUGAUGCUCAAGUCCAAGACUCUUGCAUACGAUGGAAGAGGAAACUACCCAGUCAAGUCAAAGGAAGAUAUUCCAAACGCCCUCGAGGCCCUCAAGGAUCGACCAUUAUAUGCUGAGAAAUGGGCACAUUUUAAAAUGGAAUUGGCAGUGAUGGUAGUCAAAACCAAGGAUAGCGUUCUAUCCUACCCUACAGUUGAGACUGUUCAAGAAGACUCCAUCUGCAAACUUGUCUAUGCACCAGCUCGUAAUGUGUCUGAUGCCAUCAACAAAAAAGCCCAAGAACUUGCUCGCAACGCAGUAGCCGCAUUUGAUGGUAAAGGUGUUUUCGGCGUUGAAAUGUUUCUAUUGGAAGAUGACUCAAUUUUGCUCUGUGAAAUCGCCAGUCGAGUACACAAUUCCGGACACUACACGAUUGAAGGCUGUGGUCUUUCUCAGUUCGAUGCUCAUAUGCGCGCUGUUCUAGAUCUCCCCAUACCACCUAAGAGCUUGGAGCUUCGGCAACCGUCUAUCAUGCUUAACAUUAUUGGUGGUGCUACUAGCGAUUCUCAUUUGCGCGUUGCAGAGCACGCUCUUUCGAUACCUAAUGCUAGUAUUCACCUCUACAGCAAAGGUGCUGCCCGACCAGGACGUAAGAUGGGACACAUCACCGUUACCGGUGCGACGAUGUACGAGGCAGAGACAAAUAUUCAGCCAUUGAUCGAUUUGGUCGACGAAAUCCGUGCUGCGCGCAGUGACGUCAAAUCCUCAAGUGUCGAACCAAUCCCCUUCAAACCCACGCCUACUAUCGGGGUCAUCAUGGGUUCUGACAGUGAUUUGAAGACGCUGGUACCGGGUCUCAAGCUUCUGAGGGAUUACUUUGGUAUUGAUCCUGAAGUGGACAUUACGUCUGCUCAUCGGACACCAGAUUAUAUGGCUGAAUAUGCUUCCAAGGCGGCUUCGCGAGGUAUCAAAGUGAUCAUUGCAGCUGCUGGUGGAGCCGCUCAUCUGCCUGGCAUGGCGGCUGCGCACACUGCUCUGCCAGUUAUUGGCGUUCCGGUGAAGGGUAGUGCAUUAGAUGGUGUUGACAGUUUAUACAGUAUCGUGCAGAUGCCACGAGGUGUCCCUGUCGCCACAGUCGGUAUUAACAAUAGCAUCAACGCUGCAUUACUAGCAGUUCGAAUCCUCGGCUCAUAUGAGUCCGCCCUUCAGCGCAAAGUCGAGGAGUACGCUACCAACGCCAAACUUGAGAAUUUGGAUAUCAAAGGUACGAAGAUAAAGGAAAUUGGGUGGGAAAAGUAUUUUGAGCAGAUGCAGAAAUGAUGGUGUCGUUCUCGUUAUGUAUGAAAAGCUGUCAUUAGAAUACCGAUUGAUUACAGUUAUGAAUAAUACUUACCAUUCUUAUCG
Messenger RNA from Talaromyces stipitatus ATCC 10500, 1873 nucleotides. RefSeq names its product phosphoribosyl-aminoimidazole carboxylase. Gene Ontology annotation, molecular function: metal ion binding; phosphoribosylaminoimidazole carboxylase activity; ATP binding. Lineage: Eukaryota; Fungi; Ascomycota; Eurotiomycetes; Eurotiales; Trichocomaceae. The record is from RefSeq and is a predicted model, not a curated record. The coding region runs from base 62 to 1789 and encodes 575 amino acids. The transcript has 4 exons. Gene Ontology annotation, biological process: 'de novo' IMP biosynthetic process.